AUGAUGCCUAAUAUAUUUAAUAGCAGAUUAUCUAUUAUUAAGAUAUUCAAACGAUCCUCUGCAUUAUUUAUAAAUGGUCCAAAAGCCACAGAUAAUUUUGUUUAUGUAACACCACAUAUAGAUUUCCCUGAGCGUAUAAAACACAAAGAUCUUUUAAAGAGUGAAUUAUGUAAAAGACAUGCAAAGAAUAAUCUUGACAAACUUGUGGAACUGUGGUCUGUGUAUGAAGAACUGAAAACAAGAAAAAAGGAAUUAGAUGAGAAAAAAGCACAAGUCUCAACAGAACUGGGAAAACUAUUGAAAGAGGGGACACAAGGUGAUAAUCUUGAAAAGCUAAAAAUACAACUUUCUCUUCUUAAAGAAAAUAUAAAAAAAAUCAAGGUACCUCUGUGGUCAGCUGAAGAAAUGGCUGUAGUGGAAUCAUUGAAACUACCAAAUGGGCUGCAUCCUCGCACACCAGAUCAAAAUAGAGAUAUUCUAUUUCAACACAGUUCUCCAUCUCCAAAUAAUAAAAAUCACUUGGAAAUUGGUAGAGAGCAAGAUCUAAUGUGUUUUACUAAAAAUGAGAACUAUUAUUUACUGAGUGAUUUGGCAGUUUUUGAGCUGGGAGCAAAGUUUCAUUUCAGCAACUACUUAAGACAGAAUAAUUUUACUCAAUUCUCCAAUCCAGACUUUACUAAAAGCUUGGUAGUGGAAGGUUGUGGUGCAGAUUAUACAAAUCCAGAUUCAACAUUUAUAUUACAUAAUAAUGAAGACACUGAGGGAGUUUCUGGCAGUCGAUUGCAUUUAACCGGAGCUGCGUCUUUGUAUUCAUUCUUCGCAUAUCACACAAAAAAUGUCUUAUACAGUAAAGUUUUGCCAAUUAAAUAUUUUACUAUAGGAAGGCAGUAUAUUCCUUCACCUACAGAAGAAGAUAGUCUAUUUCAUGUAAGCCAAAGUUCUGUCGUUGAAAUCUUUAUAUCUACAAGAAAUAGUGCAGAGCUUGAUGAAAUGUUGGAGAAUGUCAUUGAUGUAACUAAGGAAUUGUACACCCAACUUGGCUACCAUUUUCGCUUGAGUUUAAUACCAGCUGAUAAGUUAAAAAUGUGGGAAUCAUUAAGGUUGGCUAUAGAAAUGUACUCAAGUUCACAGAAAGGUUAUGUAGAAGUCGGGAAUAUUUCCUUGAGUGGGGACUUCAUAAGCAAACGGCUUAUGUUUACUUACACAGAGGAGAAACAAUAUAAAUUCCCUUUUAUUUUGUCUGGUACAAUUUUAAACAUACCUAAGCUUUUAGGAUGUAUUUUGGAACAAAACACUCACUUUGUUGUACCAGAACAAUUCAAAGUGGAAAAUUGGAGGGGAAAGCAUUAGGUGUUUUUUGUAUCAGUGAUACAUAAUUACUAUGUGUAACAUAAUAAAAUUAUUUAAUCAAAUAAA
Bicyclus anynana (squinting bush brown) is the source of this 1416-nucleotide messenger RNA. RefSeq names its product serine--tRNA synthetase-like protein Slimp (gene Slimp). The coding region runs from base 1 to 1350 and encodes 449 amino acids. The transcript has a single exon. Gene Ontology annotation, biological process: seryl-tRNA aminoacylation. Gene Ontology annotation, molecular function: ATP binding; serine-tRNA ligase activity; tRNA binding. Gene Ontology annotation, cellular component: mitochondrion. Lineage: Eukaryota; Metazoa; Arthropoda; Insecta; Lepidoptera; Nymphalidae. The record is from RefSeq and is a predicted model, not a curated record.